Messenger RNA from Aspergillus nomiae NRRL 13137, 2508 nucleotides. RefSeq names its product putative glutaminase. The transcript is spliced from 5 exons. The coding region runs from base 1 to 2508 and encodes 835 amino acids. Lineage: Eukaryota; Fungi; Ascomycota; Eurotiomycetes; Eurotiales; Aspergillaceae. The record is from RefSeq and is a predicted model, not a curated record.
AUGCGUUUAUCCUUUGCAGUACUGACAGCUGCCCUUCAGGCGGCAGUCAGUACGGCAUCAACACUGACUCCGCCCGUCCUACCGCUGAUUGUACGGAAUCCUUACCUCAGCACUUGGUUCGGUAAUGCUCGUGAGGCGCCGUGGUCCAAAUGGCCCAUGUUCUAUACUGGAGAGGAGGUUGGCCUCUCCUUGAUGGCACACGUUCCUAGUACGGGGACCGUGUAUCCGUUGUUGGGCAAGCCCCAUGAGUCCCUACCUUCUAAUUCCGAUUCACCGGAGGUAGCGUUUCCAGUUUACCUGGGAGCUAACUACGAUGCGUCUACCACUAACCUGACUUACCGCAUUGACUUGGAUACAUCGGCUUCUACUCCGCUUGAUAUCACCAUUUCUUUCCUGUCUCCCAUUACGCCUACAUCGACUCUGCGGCAGUCGAUUCCGGCUUCGUAUGUGACGAUCCACGUCCAUGGAGAUGUGGGUGUCAACAUUUAUAUGGAUGUCAAUGGCCGCUGGGUAAGCGGAGAUGCGGGUAGCAAAAUUACAUGGCAAUAUGAUGGUUUCGACACCAAAGGCAGCAAGCCUACUCUUCAGAGAUGGCGGUUUAAGAGAGAAACAGAGCUGCUGCUAUCAGAGAUCCGCGACCGGGCAGAAUGGGGUACCCUCCACUUUACUGGCCCUGCUGACGUUCAAUUCCAAUCUGGAGAAGCCUUGGCUGUGCGGCGAGGAUUUGCCGCCGAGGGAGCCUUGCGUAACGAGAAUGAUGGCACUUUCCGUGCCGUCGGUGACCGAGAACCGGUCUUUGCGUUCUCUAAGUCUUUCACCCCCUCAAAGAAAUCAGGGCCUGCUAGCGACAGCGUGACUUUCACCAUUGCCCUAAUCCAAGAUCCGGUCGUUCAAUAUGCCUCCUCACGCGGGCUCACCUUGAUGCGGCCUCUCUGGAGGUCCUGGUUCUCCAAUGAAGAGGCCCUGCUCAGCUUUCAUUAUCAUGAUUUGGCAAAUGCGGGCACGUUGGCCUCCGAUUACUCGGAACAGCUGGCCCAGGAUGCCUAUCAGUCGGGGGCUUACGACUAUGUGGAUAUCGUAGCGCUCUCAGCCCGACAGGUCAUGGGAGCAACCACCUUUGCUGGGACACCUGAGAACCCAAUUCUGUUCCUAAAGGAGAUUUCUUCUAACGGUAACUUCCAAACUAUCGACGUUAUUUUCCCUUCAUUCCCAUUCUUCCUUUACACGAACCCACGAUGGUUGGCCUAUCUCCUCGAGCCACUGAUUGAACAUAUGUCGAGUGGACAAUACCCGAACAAGUACGCUAUGCAUGACCUUGGAACACACUUCCCCAAUGCCACCGGUCACCCAGACGGCAACGAUGAGUACAUGCCUGUAGAGGAGUGUGGCAACAUUCUCAUCAUGGGUUUGGCUGUUGUGAACUCCUUACGUUAUUCUGUGGACUCGGCGGCGGCCUCCGUUUGGUCUACUCGAGGUACAGCCCCUCAAACAUCCGACAAGAACUCAGGUUAUUUCCCUCUGGAUAACCUUCAAGCCCUGGGGGGAAUUGAUAAGCAAGACGGAAGAUGGGGCGGUGGUGCCCAAGGCGAGCACUUGGCAGAGAAAUGGGUUCAACGCAGUUACAAACUCUGGACCCAGUGGACCAGUUACCUGGUGGAGUUCUCUCUGGAGCCUGCUAACCAACUUUCCACGGACGAUUUCGCUGGCUGGCUUGCUCUUCAGACAAACCUUGCCCUUAAGGGCAUCAUCGGUAUUAAUGCUAUGAGCAAGAUAGCUGAAGUGGCUGGACACAAGUCGAAUGCAUCAUAUUAUAAGAAUAUCGCCGAUACCUACAUCGCGAAGUGGGAAGAAUUUGGCAUGUCUCGAGACGGCACGCACGCUAAACUUGCCUAUGACUGGUAUGGAUCUUGGACUACGAUUUAUAACCUGUAUGCAGAUGCUCAGCUUUGCUUCCACCUGGAGGGCACCGAUGUUUCCCCUGCACGUGGCAGUCAAAAGUCACUCCACCCACACUCCAGGAAGAGCGGAUUCGUCCCACAUCAUAUCUACCAGAAGCAGUCUAUCUGGUACCACUACGUAAGGCAAAAGUACGGCCUUCCUUUGGACAGCCGCCAUCUGUACACCAAGACGGACUGGGAGUUUUUCUCUAUGGCUGUCGCCAGCGAGGACGUGCGAAGUGAGAUCCUCGAGUCCGUCGCUAGAUGGGUGAACGAAACGGUGACCGACUUGCCCUUCACGGAUCUGCAUAAUACUGAAGGCAGGGGUGAGUUCCCAGGGCCAAACUUCUUUGCUCGGCCGGUGAUCGGAGGUCAUUUCGCGUUUUUAGCUCUUCAGCGUGCCUGCGAGGGUCGGGCAAUGGAGGGCUUGGCUUUCCUUGACGGAAAGCCAGGCUUUGGAGAUGACUCGGUUGCGUCCGCUGAGACGCUCAGCCAGUGGGAGGCCAUGGCCGCUAAAGCGGCGGAGAAGUUCAGGUUUGGCGGGUAUGAAUCCGAGAGGGUAGAGUUGUAA